GCUGAGAUGGAGCAUCAUAGCAGCGGAUUUGUCGCCUCGCCAUGGGCAGCUGUGCUGGGUCAUCAUUCGAUGGCCUCGGAUGCGGGCUUUGCUGCUGCGGCGGCUGCGGCGCAUGUCCAGAAUGUGGCGGCACAGCAUCAUCAUUCGCACCACCAGAUAGCCGCCGCCGCCCACCACCACCACUCACAUCAUCAUCCGCAUCACGCGCACUCGCACCACCUGGCGACGAGCGGCAUGCCGAUGGACCUGCAUGUGCCGCAGGGAUUCCCCUACUAUAGGUACCGCGAGGAUGCACUCUGUUGGGGCGACAGAAAGUCCAUGGAGGAGAUCGGAGCUGCUCAGUCCUCGGUGAAUGCGCGUAUCUUGGAGCUGCGCAAGGAGAAGUCACGAGAUGCGGCGCGAUCGCGUCGCGGCAAAGAGAACUACGAGUUCUACGAGCUAGCCAAGAUGCUACCCCUGCCCGCAGCGAUCACCAGCCAGCUGGACAAGGCCUCCAUUAUAAGACUGACCAUAAGCUAUUUGAAAUUGAGAGACUUUUCGGGGCACGGUGAUCCGCCAUGGACGCGCGAGGCCUCCAGCAGCAGUAAGCUAAAAAGCGCCGCCAUUAGACGAAGUCCCGCCGUUGAUUUGUUCGAGCAACAUCAGGGCACCCACAUACUGCAGUCUUUGGAUGGCUUCGCAUUGGCGGUUGCAGCGGAUGGCCGCUUCCUGUAUAUAUCGGAGACGGUGUCCAUUUAUCUGGGCUUGUCGCAGGUGGAAAUGACGGGCAGCAGCAUAUUCGACUAUAUACACCAGGGCGACCAUGCGGAAAUUGCCGAGCAGCUGGGCCUGAGCCUGACCAGCGGUGGUGGUGGAGGCAGCGGUGGCAGUGGCCCCGCAGGCCUAGCCUCGCCCACAUCGGGUGCUUCUGAUGAUGGCACCGGCACACACGUUGCAGCUCAAAUGACGCAGGCCUCGACCAGUGGCUAUAAGGGGUACGAUCGAUCCUUUUGCGUGCGCAUGAAGUCAACGCUGACGAAGCGUGGCUGCCACUUCAAGUCCUCCGGCUAUCGGGCCGGCGAUGCAACGAGCAAUUGCAACGGUAACAAUGGUAAAAAUGUUAAGAAUCCGGGCUCAAACUAUUCGGUCGUGCUGCUGCUCUGCAAACUGCGACCCCAGUACACCUUCUCGCACACUCGCAAGUCGCAGCCUCCACUCCUUGGCAUGGUGGCUCUGGCCAUUGCUCUACCGCCCCCCUCUGUGCACGAGAUUCGGUUAGAGUGCGAUAUGUUCGUGACACGCGUGAAUUUUGAUUUGCGAGUGGCACACUGCGAACCAAGAGUGUCCGAUCUGCUUGACUACACCCCGGAGGAUCUGGUCAACAAGAGUAUAUAUGCUCUUUGCCACGCCGAGGACGCCAAUCGACUGCGCAAGAGCCACACAGAUCUGAUCGAGAAGGGACAAGUAUUGACCGGCUAUUAUCGGCUGAUGAACAAGAAUGGCGGAUACACGUGGCUCCAGACCUGCGCCACAGUCGUCUGUAGCACCAAGAACGCCGAUGAGCAGAACAUCAUCUGUGUCAACUAUGUCAUCAGCAAUCGCGAAAAUGAGAAUCUCAUUUUGGACUGCUGCCAGCUGGAGCCCAGUGUGGACAGCAUCAAGCACGAAGAGGGUCUAGGCAAUGACAAGAGCAGUGGAUCACCUGGUGGUGAUGCAGCUGGCGACGGGAAUACUCAUCUCAGUGCCGGGGACAUGAAAUUAAGCUCACCCAAGACUGAUGUCGAUGGACAUCCACAUCGGGGUCGCGGCCGCAGCGCCAACUCGCACGGCAACGUCAACAACCUGGCGCUGAUCAAGGACAGUCCCACGCCGCUGGGUGUGGAGGUGGACAGUGGCGGCAGUGUCUUGCCGACCACAGUGGCCACGCCUGUUCCUACGCCCACCCCCACUAGCAGCACUGCAAGCACGAGCAGCACAAGCACAAAGCGCAAGCGGAAGAGCAAAGCAGCUCAGCAGGCAGAGGAACAGGCAGAGGCAGCUGCUGCGGCGGCCAGCGCGGCAGAGCAGCAACCAUUGCCCAAGCUACCUACUUUAGAGCGGGAUCACACGCCACGCAGUCGUCUGCCCUCCAUUGUGGAUGAGCAGCAGCAGCAGCAGCAACAGCAGCAACAAGCAGCUGGGACGCCUCAGCAACAUGCCGAGUCUGCUGUCAAGGAUCUGGAGCACGCCAUGUCCAAGCACCUGCCUUCGCCCGGCUCAGUUGCUGCUGCCGCCAACAACAAUAACCAGCCCAGCACAGACUUCAGUGCCGAUGCCCUGCUCAAGCAACAGCAACAGCAGCAGCAGCAACAGCACGACCCCAACGAGAAGAGCAGCACGAUUCAAUGGAUCGGUGCGCCACAGUACCAACAGCCGGCCGCGAUGCCAGCGACUGCACUUCUCCGCCAGCUGUACGCCAGUCGGGAGAGCGUCAUCCGCGCCACGGCGCGUCAGACGCCAACGGGAGUGUUCUAUGGCGAGCAGCAGAGUGGUCCGUUGCCCACACCUCCGGGCAGCGAGUCCUCCUACGAGAAUCAAUACCUGCAGCUGCACUCGGCCACCGCGCAUCCAGGCACUCAGAAGAGUGGUCCCUCGGCCGACGCCUUCACCAAUCUGGUGUCCACGUACGGGGGAUAUCACAGCUCUAUCGACUACCACAAUGCCAUGACGCCGCCCAGUUCAGUCUCGCCCCGGGACAGCAACAACUCGGCCAAGGCGCCGACUCUGGGCUCGAACACUGGCUACGAUUAUGCUGAUCCAUUAAGAAGUCAAUAUGGCACACCUACGGGCAGUAUUGUGGACAGUGGUGCGGGAGCACCUACCUCCCUGCCGCUGAAGCCGCAGGCCUAUUCAGCAGCAGCUGCUGCCAUGCAUCCCCACGGCCAUGCCACCACUACCACGGAGGGGGGUGUCACCUACAGUAAUCUCGACCAGCCGCAGUACUUUGCACCCCACUCCAGCUUUCAUCUGUACCACAAGGGCAGCGCUGCCAGCGGCUGGUACUCCACGCCCUCAUAG
Molecule: messenger RNA, 3036 nt
Organism: Scaptodrosophila lebanonensis
Lineage: Eukaryota; Metazoa; Arthropoda; Insecta; Diptera; Drosophilidae
Gene: trh
Product: protein trachealess
Exons: 12
Coding region: 7-3036 (1009 amino acids)
Biological process (GO): regulation of transcription by RNA polymerase II
Molecular function (GO): RNA polymerase II transcription regulatory region sequence-specific DNA binding; protein dimerization activity; DNA-binding transcription factor activity, RNA polymerase II-specific
Source: RefSeq, a predicted model, not a curated record